Cataglyphis hispanica is the source of this 3429-nucleotide messenger RNA. RefSeq names its product hormone-sensitive lipase (gene Hsl). Gene Ontology annotation, molecular function: sterol ester esterase activity; triacylglycerol lipase activity. Gene Ontology annotation, biological process: cholesterol metabolic process; triglyceride catabolic process. The record is from RefSeq and is a predicted model, not a curated record. NCBI's taxonomy places the organism in Eukaryota, Metazoa, Arthropoda, Insecta, Hymenoptera, Formicidae. The coding region runs from base 581 to 2755 and encodes 724 amino acids. The transcript has 10 exons. Gene Ontology annotation, cellular component: cytosol.
CUGAAUGAGACAACUGUCUCAGAAACUGGAACGCGUUCCGCAUUCUCACUUCACAUCGCGAAGGGUGAGCGCGACAACGCGAAACCGUUUAUCAAAUGUUAAAUACAGUUUCUCUUCACGUCUUCACGCUACAAGCAAAAUCGAUCAUACCAAAAUCCUAAUGUGAUAAUUGUGCAAUUAAUUAAAGUUAUUGUUUUUUGCAAACUUGUGUUUUUCCAAUAGAAUUUAUUCUGACGAAUGACGUAGCAAAAAGUGUAAUAUUUCAUCAUAUAUAUCCGCUACCCCUUAGAUUAAUCUGAUCCUGAUCGAAAUUAUGCACUUAUUAAGUGUUCCGUUGAUAUAAUUUCAUAUUUCACACGUAGAUCUUAGCGUGUUGUGACAGCAUGUUUGAAAAUUCAAUCUGUCAAUCAACAGGCGAUCAAUUAGUUAAGGUGCACGCAGUGGUACAGCUGUUUGUUCUAUCUGUUAAAUUAUUUUAGAGUCAAUUAAUUACAGAAAAAUCAACACACAAAGGGAGAGAGAAAAAGAGAAAAAAAAUUUUGUAUCAAUCAAUGCUAUACGCUUCGCCAAGAUCGCUCAAAUGUCAACGCUCAACGAUGACUUUGAUAGAUCGCUCGAAGAACUUGAACCGUUGCAAUGGAAUGCUUUGCGAAAAUUGUGUCAUGCCAGUGUGGAGUUUAUGUCCUCUAACAACGAGAAUAGUGUCAGGAUCAAGGCCGCGUUACUGGUCAUCCUAGAACAAUUGGACGAAUUGCUGCCACUGUACAAUGAGAUAGCUAAAUUUGCGUCGCACUUCGAUUUUGAUGAAGAAACUCCGGGAAAUGGAUACAGAAGUUUCCUCUCAAUGGUCGACAAAUGUAUUAUACAUUCUGAACAAGUCUGUCGACAGAUGUAUGAUCAAAAGGAUUCUAUGUUCUCUCGAACAAGUCAUCAUAUGAAGGAAAUAGAAGCAUGCUCCCAACUAAUGGUAUCGUUACAGACAUUUUUUCAAUAUUUAAAAAUAUUAUACACAUGGAGUACUGAAGUAAUGAGCGAUGGAAAACUGUCACUAUUCAUAACGAAUCAUGACGCUCAAGAAUAUCUCCACUGGACAGAAAAUUUUAAUCAAUAUUGUUUCUAUGGUAGAUGCAUAGGAUUUCAGUUUUGUAAUAGUUUAAAAAAGGUAUUAAAGACUGUAGCAUUUGCUAUGGUAUCUUAUAGCGAAAUAUAUUAUAAUAAUGAUACGCUACUAGGACGUUGCACUAAUUCCAUCAAAUAUUUGUUUGACCCUGAAGCAAGAGCACGUCGUAUUGUUAAUAUAUCUCGAUAUGCUGAUAUUUCUUUUACUCAAGCAUUUUGGUUCUUGAAUGAACUUGAAAUACUUUCUGUAGUAACUCCCUCACUAAUCAUCAAUCAACUAAUAUCUAUUCCACCUGAGGAAUUAAUUCUGCCUACUCUGGAUGGUGAAACUAUUUCAAUCCCGAUACCAAAUAGCCAUAUUGGGAAAAAACCAAUCCAUGUUAGAUUACUGAGUUCCAAACGACGUCUAGGAAUGGUCGGAUCUGGAGGUAUAGGGGGAGAAUUACAUGGUUUAUGCGACAAACUGAUUAUUCAUUCUCACGGUGGCGGAUUUGUGGCACAAACAUCGCGAUCGCAUGAAAUGUAUCUACAUAAUUGGGCAACGACGCUCGGAGUACCAAUCUUAAGCAUAGAUUACAGCUUAGCUCCGGAAGCUCCCUAUCCACGUGCACUUGAGGAAGUACUAUAUGCUUAUGCAUGGGCGUUAAAGCAUGCAAGUACAUUGCUCGGAAGUACAGCGGAAAAAGUGAUAUUUGUAGGUGAUUCAGCAGGAGGUAAUUUAAACUUAGGGGCCACUUUAAAAUGUCUGCAAUUAAAUAUAAGAAGACCAGAUGGUAUUUUUAUGGCUUAUACACCAGUAUUUAUUGAUUUCAUCCCGUCGCCAUCACGCUUGAUCAGUCUUACAGAUACGUUAUUACCAUUUGGUUUUUUGGUACGAUGCAUGAAGUCUUAUGUGGGAGCUGACAAAAAACCUACAAAAGAAAAUGAGAAUGGAGAAUGCGCCAAAUCAGAUACAGAGUCUUUUGCUGAAGUAAGCGAAAGUGAUCUUAUAGCAUUAGCCCUGAGUCCAAACGGAGAUGGCGCGAACGGCACGCAAAAAUUAGUAUCUUUACCAUCCGAUUCGACGUUAAAUUCUGUCAGUUUAACAGAAGUCGAUGGUAUAUACAAAUCAAACAGUAUUGAAGGUCCGAAAACGCAAGUGGAGUCCCGAGAAUAUGUCAGCAGAUUUUUAAAUAUGUACAGAAAUUCCGGCACAGCUUCAAUAUCGUCGCCUGUUGCGGAAAAUGGUAGUGUCAGCAGAAAUGGUAAUGUUUCAGGACAAAGUGACAAAUCGUGGUCUCUGUUCGGAUGGUCCCUCGGAAGAAAUAAGGAUGUCAGGCAACUCGAUAUAAAGAAUGGUUCUUGGGAAGAAUUUAUAUGUACGAUACCGAAAGAUCUGUUCAUAAGUCCUUAUCUUGCACCAGAUGAGAUGCUAGCCCAUAUACCGCCCUUGAAAAUGCUGACGGUAGAGUUUGACCCUUGUCUCGAUGAUUCUGUCAUGUUUGCAAGGAAGCUUCGCUCGCUUGGCAAUAAAGUUACACUGGAUAUAUUGCCGGAUUUGCCACAUGGAUUUUUAAAUUUCCUACAUGGUUCAAAAGAAGCGAUGGAGGGUGUAGAAUUAUCGGCCAGAAGAAUAAAAGAAUUGUUGGAAUUAUAACCAUAAUAUAAAAAAUUAUUAAGAUAUAUAUAUUGAUCUAGAGUAAAUAGAAAACGUAUUUCAAUAUUGCAGCAACCUGUAUUUAUACAGUAAAUGUAAUUGUAUUUAGAUGCAAUCAAAUACUCGUGAUAUCAUUUCAGUGGCUUAAUUAUCCUAUAUAUCAUGACUCUGAUAUAUAAUAGAUAAUGCUUUACACUAGCAAUUUUCUAUAUGUAGUAGCUUCUUUAAUUAUUAUUAUGUAUUAUUGUAUAUUGUGUCACAUUGUGAAAACAGCAUUAUCUAAAAUAAUUAGAAUAUAAAGUGUUUUACAUCUAAUGUUUGGUCAGAUCUUAAAAAAGAAAAGAAAACGUCCUGCAUAUAUAAAGACAAUUUUACAGCUAUUUAAUAUAUAUACAUUUUAAUUUUUUUUAUAUAUAAAGCAUACUUUUAUAAGUACAUUUUUAUGAAAUAUGUUACAUUGUAGUACAAGUGACAUGUAGUAACAUAUCCAUCUAUGUAUUACAUAGUAAUAAUAAUUAUUAUGUAAUAUUUUAUAUUAGAUUGUAAAGUUGUGUAAAAUUUUCUUUGCAUGUUUUUUGCAUGUAUUUUACUCAUACUUAUUUCUCAUAAUGAUUCUUAAUCUGUAAAUUAGAUAUAAAAGAUGCAAUAUUUCUUAUUUUUUUGUAUAAAUAUUU